AUGGUUCAAAAGAUAACGCAGGAAUAUGCCAAUCACGGCCUGUCGCUGAAAUGCGACAUCUACGCUCAAGACGACUACCCAAAGAGUAACCCCGUGUUUCUAUACUUUCACCCAGGAGGACUUGUCGACGGGAACCGUGAUGUUGUCGCGCCUUGGCUCGUACAGGUGUGCAUCCAGCGGAAAUGGCCUCUCAUCUCCCCGAGUUAUCGUCUUCUCCCCCAAGCAGGCGGACAAGGCCUCCUAGAAGACGCCACAGCGGCAUACGGAUUUGCGCAGAAUUGGGACACUCAAUCUUCUUCCAAACGACCAGUUAUCGUUGGAGGCGCCAGCGGAGGUUACUUCAUGGCCACUCUCAUCGCUCACCACUGCCAACCCAAACCUCGCGCCCUCUUCUCCAUCCAGGGCAUCAACACCUUCCACCACCCCUUCUUCAACUCAUCCAUCCAAACAGCCGGCGAAGAAAUCCCCCAUGCCUCCAUGGAAAAGUACAUCGCCGGCCCAAUCCAAGUCGGCGAAAUGCCCCUUGACGAGUCCACCUUUGUCCUGGACAAACUAACCCCCGACGGCGCAAAGAAUCCAUCAUUCACGCCUCCUAUGCCCGCCGCGAGAGCAUCACCAGAGGAUAACAGCUACCGAGGCAUGCUCUACGACUACUAUACCUUCAACAACUCCUUCCUCGGCAUAGUUGGCUCCGUCGACCUCGGGUAUCAAUGGGCGAAACUUGCCGAGUCCAAGGACAGAGUCGCACGGUGGCCCAAGACGGUCAUCUUCCACGGCAACAAGGAUCCCGAUGUGGAGCUCAAUGUGAGCGAGGACAUGCGUGACUGCUUGGGCGAAGACAAGGUCACGUUGAUUGUCGCCGAUGGCCAGCCUCAUUUAUAUGAGCUGGAGAAGUUCAUCGAGGAUGACGCUCCUGGAAUGGAGGCCGUGAGGAAGGCUAUAGCUCGGUUGGAUGAGAUUGUGGCUUCCGUCUAA
This is a messenger RNA of Trichoderma aggressivum f. europaeum, 975 nucleotides long. RefSeq lists its product as uncharacterized. NCBI's taxonomy places the organism in Eukaryota, Fungi, Ascomycota, Sordariomycetes, Hypocreales, Hypocreaceae. Gene Ontology annotation, molecular function: hydrolase activity. Bases 1 to 975 code for a protein of 324 amino acids. The transcript is spliced from 2 exons. The record is from RefSeq and is a predicted model, not a curated record.